AACUCCGCCUUCUUCUCGCGCGAGGGCGGCGAGAAGCGCUUCUCGUUCUCCGGGGCCGGCGUCAAGACGCAAAUGGCCACCACCACCACAACCGAGGAGGCGCAGAGGGUGGUCGUGCAGGGCGCGUGCGUGCAGCAGAAACACAUCACCUCCAUCACUACGACCACGACCACGGUGGUGGGCAACCACCAGGGAGAGCCUGGUUCGGACGUCGUCAUUCAGGAAGUGGACGAGGACGAAGAGGAGGUGAACGGGGCGGCGGAGCCAGCUGCUGCGGGGCGGGACUUCCGCCGCCGCCGACCGCUCAGCCCCAGCAUCCCGACCAUCGACGAGCAGCCGGAGGGCCCCAGCCCCGCCCCCACUCUGCCGCUGGGCAGCUCCCCUCCCGGCCCCGACGCCCUGAUGCUGGCCAAGCGCCUCACCAUCUGGGCGUGCCCGCGGUGCACGCUCGAGAACCCUCGCUGGAGGAUCACGUGCGACGCCUGCGGCCGCUGGCGACCCGCCGACGCUGCCAUCCCUGAAUCGGCCACCAAUGCAAACUCCAUAUUCACAUCCUUCUCCGACUCGCCCGCUUUCAAUCACACCCCUGAUACGAACAACUCUGAUGUCGCUCCUACUUCCAAUCCUUCUGUCUCUUCCAACCUCGCUCCCGCUCUCGCUUCCAGUUCCAAAACCGUCCUUACUUCAAACUCUGCCCUUGCUUCCAACCCCUCCACCUCUUCCAACCCCACUUCUGUUUCCAACCCCACUCCAUCAUCUAACCCUGCUCCAAUUCCUAUUACCGCUCCUACGUAUAAUUCCGUGUCCGUUUCCAAUCAUGUCGCCAACCCUACCCCCAGCCCAGCGGCAUCGAAGGGAAUCGACUGGGAGCGCGAGCUCAAGCGCUACUUCCCCGCCAACGGAAAGACUCCGGCAACUUCCAAAGCAGCUGAGACGCCCGCCCGCCCCACGACCACCGAUUCCAAAGCCCCUGAAGAAGCCACGAAGGCCACAAAGCCGAAGAACGACGAAGCAGUCAAAGACUCCAAAAUCGCCGCUAAACUCGCGUUGCCCUCCACGUUCAUUGGCGGACGCACCAAAGCGGACGAGAAGCGGCAAGGUGCGUCACCCUCCCUCGCGCCCGCGCCGAAGACCGGCAACGCUGCCACAACCGCGUCUGGGCCCGCGCCGGCGGCCUCCUCUGCGUCCACGCCCGCUGCAACCGAGGCCCCGGACGUGGACGAAGUACGCAAGGCGCGCUUGGCCUUCUUCAGCCGGGAUCAGCCCGAAGGCAAGACCAAGGGCAAAGAGGCCGUGUACGCGGGGCUCAAGCUGCCAAAGGACGAGAAGGAGAAGAAGAAGCUCAAGGAGAUGUUGAAGGAGAUGAAGGACUCGCUGCCGAGGCGUGACUCCAAAGGCGCGGUCGCAGGCGGGAGCUCCGCCUUGGAGCCACAAGCGCACCGGGGGGCAGUACCCAAGGUGUUGGACGCCAAGGCCGCAGGCGUGUCCUCCAACGCCAAGGCGCCCAAGGUGUCUACGUCGUGCCAGACGGCGUCCGUGGUGCGGAAGGUUCAGGCGGCGGGGAAGGGGGCGAGCGCGGUGCCCGUGACGGUAGAGGAGUUGUGGGGCGCGGGGGCGGGGACGAGCGCGAAGGCGGGCGCGGAGGGCGGGCUGCUGUACACGUCGGUGGGCAAGCCAUCAGCGCCGCCGUGUCCCGGCGGCGGCGCCGCCCCCGUCCCGCCCUCGCGCACUUUCGAACUCAUUCGCGCGCGCGACUUCGCCACCAUCGAGGCCACCAAGACGGCGGGCAUCGCCGCGGGCGCACACGUGUACGCGAACGUGCCCACGGCGGCGUCGCCGCCGCCACCGCCGCAGCCCGCCAGACGCCGCGCGCACCGAGGGAACGAGUCCUUGGCGUCCACGUCCGCUGGCUCCGACGCCGCCACCGCCACCUCCUCGUCGGCGGCCGCGUCUCCGCCGCCGGACGACGACCCCGGGGCCGACGCCGAGGCGGAGGCGGAAGCGGAGCUGGAGGCCGAGGUGGAGCCCGAGGGCAGCGCGUGCUCCACCAGCGACAACAGCGAGGUGGAGCGGCUGACGGCGCAGUUGACGCUGCCCAAGGGACUGGCCGCGUUCAAGGCCGACCUGCAGGCCGAGGCGCGGGCGGAGGGCGAGGCCGGCCGCCACCGCGUCAACACGCUCGCCGUCAACCGCCUGCUGCGGCGCCUCGAGGCCGCCAUCGUCGGCGGCCAGCACCACCAGGCGGCGCUGCUGGCGCGCGACCUGGCGCGCCUGCGCAUCAACUGCUGCGUGACGCGUCAGAAGCCGCGCGCGCCGCCCGGCCCCGCCGCCAUCACGGUGGACAUGUACGUGGAGGACAAAGUGUCCCACCAGGGGCCCAUCCCUCUACAGGUGACUCCAGGCAUGACGGUCGCAGAGCUCAAGCAGAAGGUGGAGCAGCAGUUCGAGAUUCCCGUUGCGGUGCAGCGAUGGAUACUUGGCAAAAUGUUGGCGUCAGAUGACAACAAAACUCUAGAGGAACACAACGUCAGCACAAAUGGCUGCCCAAUGUUUCUUUACCUAGUCGCUCCAGAAGGCGAGCAGGAGAGCGAUGCGGUGACUGCCGCCCCUGCGGAGCCUGAGCUCCCCGAAGAGCAGGUCGCCCCUGCUUCUCCGGCCGCGCAGCCGCCGCCGCCGCCGCCGCCGCCAGAGAAGGGCGGCGGGUGGUACUACAACCACGAGGACGACCGCUACAGCUUCUGCGAAGACACGGAGUCCGAGAUGGCCACGGACGACGAGGGGGAUGACGAAAGGAGUGACACUAGCCCAGCAAAAUUACCUCUACACCAACAGAAAGGAAUGCCUCAAGUCCCUCUGCUAAAUGCUCUAAAUGAGCCAGAGCUAGAAGUUAGGAAAGGAAAGGAUGAUGAAAGAGAGAAUGAGGAGGAGGAGGAAGACGAGGAUGAAGAGGAAGAGGAGGAGGAAGAACAAGGGGAACUUGGGGAGAGACCAGUCUUAGUACAGCCAUCGGCAGUAAUUAUCCAUGACAGACCUGUGGUAAUUGAGGCACCUGCUGCUACUGCAAUCCAAAAGGAUGUUACACCAGCAAAUGUAGCUGUAGCUGGAGGUUCUGCCAACCAUGCUGACAUUGGCACAAUGAAGCUGGGUUGGAAAUGCCCUGUCUGCACUCUUAUGAAUUCCCCCACAAGGCCUGGUUGUGCAGCUUGCACGACAGAGAGACCUCUGAAAUACGUUGUACCUGUGGAGUACAGGGCCAACGUCCAUGAGAUGGAACGCAUUCGCAAGGAGGCUCAGGGAGAUCAAGAACUGCUGGAGGCAGAAGCCAAUGCUAAAGCACCCCCAGAGCAGAAUGAACAUUAUCAAGAAUUGGUCAACCUCGACAACACAGAUCUAGUUCCCAACACAGAUCCUUUUGAUUGUUCUGUCUGCUUUACGCCUUGUGAUCGUCAUGAAGGAGUAGUUCUUCGUGAUUGUCUUCACACAUUCUGCAAACCCUGUUUGGUAAACACUGUACAGUUCAAUGAAGAAGCUGAAGUGAAGUGCCCAUUUAGGGAUAAUAAUUAUGCCUGUGAUAGUGUUCUUCAGGAAAGAGAAAUUAAAGCUUUAGUUCCUCAACACGUUUAUGAACAACAUUUAGCCAAGUCUGUUGCUCAGGCUGAAAACAAAAUCGGCAAUACUUUUCACUGCAAAACCCCUGACUGUCGUGGUUGGUGCAUUUUUGAAGACAACGUAAAUGAAUUUCGUUGCCCUGUAUGCCGAGUAAUUAAUUGUCUGACAUGCCAGGCUAUCCAUGAAGGAAUUAAUUGUAAACAGUAUCAGGAACAAGUUCAACAACAGUCAGAGACCAAUGCUGAUGCUCGUCGUACAAAAGAGAUGCUCGAGGAGAUGGUGGUUCGUGGUGAAGCAAUGGCCUGCCCCACAUGCCAAGUUGUUCUCAUGAAGAAGUGGGGCUGUGAUUGGUUGCGGUGCUCAAUGUGCAAGACGGAGAUAUGCUGGGUGACACGAGGCCCAAGAUGGGGACCUGGGGGGAAGGGAGAUACAACUGGAGGCUGCCAAUGUGGUCUAAACGGAGUUAAAUGUCACCCUCGAUGCAACUACUGUCAUUAAAUAUUAAACAAUACUAGUUUAUCUGUUUAUGGUGUUGUUAAAUAAGAAGAAAUUGUGUCAGAGCAAUUUUGAGUUCAUAGUGACUGCAAAAGAGUGGCAAUUUAAAAAAUUGAAAAUUGCUCUUGUGUUGUAUUUUUAUGAAUAAUGUAGGUCGAUACUGAUGUUGAUGAAAUUGUGAUUACAUAAAAGUAAUUGUUUUUACACUUUCUUCUACCAUAUUCUGAAGAAAAUUGAAAGAAAAUAAUUGACUUAGGGUGGAGAAUGAUUUUUGUCCCUUAUUUACUUAGGACAUCAAUGAAUGUUCAAUAAAAUAUUUAUUUCUAAACAUUUGUAUGAUAUAACCCGUUCCUUAUCCCAAAAUGUUCAUUAUACAAUAGUUUCAUGAUUCUGUCUGUUCCAUAUUUAUUUUGAAAUAGCUGCUUGCUUUAUUAAUGUUGAUUAAAUUUGAUUUGUAGAAGUGAACUAAUACAUUUAUGUUAUGAGAUCUAUAAUGUGUAUAUGCGUGAGAUCUAUAACAUGUUUAAUAUAUUUGUUAGAGAAAGUA
Gryllus bimaculatus (two-spotted cricket) is the source of this 4651-nucleotide messenger RNA. NCBI's taxonomy places the organism in Eukaryota, Metazoa, Arthropoda, Insecta, Orthoptera, Gryllidae. The record is from the annotation of a GenBank genome assembly.